Molecule: messenger RNA, 349 nt
Organism: Strongylus vulgaris
Lineage: Eukaryota; Metazoa; Nematoda; Chromadorea; Rhabditida; Strongylidae
Source: the annotation of a GenBank genome assembly
GAUAUGGAAACUUCUUUCCUCGCACAACCGCAGGACGAAUUGUUUCUAUGUUGUAUGCGAUAAUUGGCAUUCCGUUGGUGUUCACUAUUCUGUGCGAAUGGGGAUUCCUUUAUUUCACAUGGAUAGAAUACGGGUGGAAUUGGGUGAACGAAAGAUUCUGCCAAAAGAGUCUUCAACGUCAAGUGGAGAAGCGUCAUUUAAGAGAGAGGUAUACUGGACUAGAAUAUACCAGAAUUCGUCGAGUUGGCAGCGAGCUGUCAUUGCAUAGCAUGGCACAGGUGCCGCUGUUGAGUGUACAUAGAACUACGAGUAACCUAGUGAAUACUACUGAUCACCAGGUUUGUUAAUG